AUGGGAGCCAUGGUAUCAUCAAGAACAACCUGCAAUACCCCAAUCCUCUUGUUCCGCAUUAGCGAUGCUAGGACUCGAAAGGUCGUGGGAAUCGAGGUGGUAAUCCUCGUUGCUUUCUUCAUGUACACCGCGAUUCUCUAUAGACUAUCCACAAUCUGGGAUCGCCAGUCCCUACCCUCGGAAACAAAAUCUACGAGCAACAACAGCCCAAAAGAUGAACACGCCGACUUCACCAAGGAAAUCGCUGUCGAUGUAUGGUUCGGGCUCACAUUGAUGCCGACCUUCGACGCAAUCGCAAUCGUCGGAACCUGCAAUCUCGCCAUCAUCAACCGUUGGCAUUACUUUGUCUCUAUUCGCACGAUGGUGCUGGCCUACCUUGCGUCGAUCAUCGUCAUUCUAUCCAGCAAGCCGGGAACAACUAACUUCAUUUACGAGCAUCCUGGAUCGGUGUUCAUGCUUACCUUGGCUGUAUACGCUGGUAUGGGAGCGUGUUUAGACUACUUUCGCGCUCCGCCGCCAAGGACAAGUAUGAACCCCCGCGCAUGGACAAUGUCAGAGUAUGUUGGUGCUAUAGGGCGCUCGGAUGGCACGUGGAGCGAAGCGAUUAUAGUUACUGCAGUAACAUGCGGCCUGGCGCCUGCUCUUACUAUCAGUUUACCAGUCGAGUGUUGGGGCAUCAUCCCGCUGGUCAGCACUGCAUUCGAGGCAAUUAUCUUCCGCAAAACUCGAUUCCGUCGCACGUGCCAGUACACCGUACUCUCAGCCCCCUUUUUCCAGGGCGGCGUAUGUGUACACUGGGGCCUGAAGCAGAUAAUCGGUUCCCCGAGACUCUUUUCACCACCAUGGAUGUUCCUGCUUUUACUUGUGGCCAGUCGCCUGAUUCUCGAUUUGCAUCUGCAGACGCUCUUUCGGAACUGUCCCGAGUUCCAGUGGGCUCGGGCUCGGGCUGUGCUUCCAACUACGCAAUUGGUACCGGUAGUUCUUAUUCUUCUUUUCCUUGAGAUGAUGCACUUGUCGGUUGUGAAGUGGGUAAAGCCGGUUUCGGUCCUUGGGAUUUACCUAGCGGGUAUUGUUGCGGGGACAUUGCCCGGUGCUUACACUCUUGCUUUUGGGCGGGAGAAGAAGUAGACAGGUUGAGGGACUUUUGUUGCAGAUGAAAUAGCGG
Molecule: messenger RNA, 1165 nt
Organism: Aspergillus calidoustus
Lineage: Eukaryota; Fungi; Ascomycota; Eurotiomycetes; Eurotiales; Aspergillaceae
Source: the annotation of a GenBank genome assembly